CCGCCGCCAGCAGCAGCCCCGCCAGCGUCGGCAUGAGGGAGCCCAAGAAGCCCAUGAAGGGCAUCAUCGGCGUCUGCGCCCUCGAGUCCAAGGCGCGCAGCAAGCCCGCGCGCAACAUCUUCGGCAAGCUCGUCGACGACUUCGAGGUCAAGAUCUUCGGCGACAAAAUCAUCCUUGACGAGGAGGUCGAGAACUGGCCGGUGUGCGACUUCCUCAUCUCCUUCUUCUCAGAUGGCUUCCCUCUCGACAAGGCGAUUGCGUACGUGCGUCUGCGCAAGCCCUUCUGCGUGAACGACUUGCCCAUGCAACAGGUGCUGUGGGACCGCCGAUUGUGUCUCUCCAUCCUCGACAAGCUGAACGUGCCCACGCCGAAGCGCAUCGACGUCAAUCGAGAUGGUGGGCCCAGGCUGCCUUCCGCAGAGUUCGCCAAGCAGCUGUAUGAACGGACGGGAGUCAGUCUCGUGGGCGCAAGCGAGGGCACGGGUGGAGGCCUUCCGCCGCCAAAGAAGAUUGAGAUGAUGGACAACGGCGACACCAUCUUCGUCGACGGCCAGACACUAACCAAGCCCUUCGUCGAGAAGCCCGUGAGCGGCGAGGACCACAACAUCCACAUCUACUUCCACAGCAAGGAUGGCGGCGGUGGCCGAAGACUGUUCAGAAAGAUCAACAACAAAAGCUCCGAGAAGGAUGAGACCCUGUUGACACCCAGGUCCAUCACCGAACCUGAUGCCAGCUACAUCUACGAGCAGUUCUUGCAAGUAGAGAACGCUGAAGACGUCAAGGCGUACACGGUCGGGCCAAACUUCUGCCACGCGGAAACGCGAAAGUCGCCAGUCGUGGAUGGCCUUGUUAAGCGCAACCCGAGUGGUAAGGAAGUUCGUUACGUGACCACGCUCAGCGAGACAGAAGCAGCCAUAGCAUCCAAGAUCUCAGAAGGCUUCGGUCAGCGUGUCUGCGGGUUCGACCUGCUGCGCGCCGGCGACAAGAGCUACGUUAUCGACGUCAACGGCUGGAGCUUCGUGAAAGACAACGGCGACUACUACGACAAGGCAGCAAACAUCCUCCGAGACAUGUUCCUGAACGAGAUCUCACGAAAACAACAACGCAAGGACGCCGCCCAGAGUGCCGCCAUCGACGGACAAGGAGGAUCAGACAAGGGUGAUUCAAGAAAGAGCGUGUCAAGCCAUCGUCAGGCGUUGAAGGGGUUGUUCAAGAGUCCUAGUAUGUCAAGAAUGGGGGAUCACCACCGCCACUCCCACUACCACCUCCCCCAUAUGCGGCAGGCUAGCACUAUGCCUUCCUCCCCUGAGACUUUGCUAAGUACCACUCCUAUCGCAGCUAGUCCUAGUCUCGAGAAGUCCGAUCCCACAGCUGUGUCCAGCCCGCCGGCAGUUGGUACGAUACCGCCGGCACCCGCCUUCGAGCCAGACCUCUUGCCUCCGCCGGCCGUCCGCGACGAAGAAGCCGUGCUCGAGCCAGAGCGAUCGCAUGCUGGAGAUCACCAGAGUCCCGUACCUCCGCCAGCAUCGAAAGCGCAAUGGAAGCUCAAGGGUGUUGUGUCUGUUAUUCGACACGCCGACCGUACACCGAAGCAGAAGUUCAAGUACACGUUCCACGCGCAGCCGUUCGUGGAUCUGCUCAAGGGGCAUCAGGCUGAGGUGUUGCUGAUUGGUGAGCCGGCACUGCAGAGCGUCAGCGAUGCAGUCAAGGUCGCCUUAGACGAGAAGCUGGAGGACCCCAAGAAGCUGCGCGAGCUGCAACUUUACCUCCAGAAGAAGGGCCCUUGGCCUGGUACGAAGGUGCAGAUCAAGCCCAUGUUCCGUAAGAGGAGGAAGGACGAGCUGCUGCCAGGUGAGACGCUACCGGAAGAGUCACCCGAGAGGCAAAGACAGGGCUCAACAUCCAGUGUUGUUCGAGACGGCGGACAUGAGAGCAGCAACGAGAAUGAUCCCGAGCGUCUCAAGAACAGGAGCGAUUCCAUGUCCGGUGUCACACUGUCUCGUAUCACUGCGCAGGACAACAACAUGGUGCUCGACAAACUGCAGUUGAUCAUCAAGUGGGGUGGAGAGCCAACUCACUCGGCCCGCCAUCAGACCCAAGACAUGGGAGCUAAUCUGCGCAACGAUCUGCUCCUCAUGAAUCGCGAUGUCCUCGACGAUGUGCACAUCUUCAGCAGCUCUGAGCGCAGGGUUACCACCAGUGCGCAGAUCUUCGGAGCUUCGUUCCUCGAGAAGGACCAGUAUCCUGCAGAGCAGAUCCACGUUCGCAAGGACCUAUUGGAUGACUCGAACGCCGCAAAGGACGUCAUGGACAAAGUCAAGAAAAGGCUCAAGACCCUGCUUCGCGCUGGCGACAAGGCGCCACCGCAAUUUGCCUGGCCAAAGGACGUUGCGGAGCCCUAUAUCGUCGUGCGGCAGGUCGUCGCUCUCAUUAAAUUCCAUCAGCGAGUGAUGAACCACAACUUCAAGAAGAUCGAGUCCGAAGCCGUCUCGUCUCUCAACGCUCUUGCCUCGCCACCAGCGGCCGACGGUACACCCGGACAAUCAAAGUACACGAAUGUCAACCACAUUCAGUCACGAUGGUGCUGCAACGAAGGCCCCGAACUGUUCAAGGAGCGAUGGGAGAAGCUCUUCAAGGAAUUCAAGGAUGCCGAUAAGGUCGAUCCUAGUAAGAUCUCUGAGCUCUACGACACUAUGAAGUUCGACGCUCUCCACAACCGGCCCUUCCUCGAGUGGGUCUUCACUCCAGACGACACCUUCAUCGACCAAGAUGCGGUCGCGGACGGCUCGAGCUCGAAGCAGAAGACGCCGGAGGAACCACCAACGCCUGAGGCGAAGCCAGAGGCGAAGGAGGGCAGCAUCGAGAGGCCUCACGAGCGCGGCAGCAUCGCUCGCCGCAUGGGCUUCAGACGUCCGUCUGAGAUUGCUAUGAAGCCCGCCGCACCUCCAUCCUACGUCAACGAGUCGUACUUCAAGCUCUACACGGGCAUGGGUAACGCUGCUUCCAAGGCGCAGAUGGACGCUCGUCUAGUCAAGCUGCGCGAGAUGUACCAUCUCUGCAAGGUUCUCUUCGACUACAUUGGUCCGCAAGAGUACGGCAUCGAGUCGGAAGAGAAGCUGGAGAUUGGUCUGCUAACCUCGCUACCUCUGCUCAAGGAGAUUGUAGGUGACUUGGAGGAGUUGCAGGCAAGCGAUACGCCCAAGUGCUUCUUCUACUUCACCAAGGAAUCGCACAUCUACACGCUCCUCAACUGCAUUCUUGAGGGCGGCAUCAAAACCAAGAUCGAGCGCAACGCCAUUCCUGAGCUGGACUACCUCUCGCAGAUCAACUUCGAGUUGUACGAGUCUGAGAAUGCAAGCACAGACGAUGCGCCGCAUACGUUCAACUACAGUAUUCGCAUCACUUUGUCGCCGGGUUGUCACGCGUUCGCGCCGCUGGAUGUACAGCUCGACUCCCGCCACAUGAUCGGCUUCUCGCCCCGCCGCAGUCUGACCGCGCAUCAAGAUUGGAAAGAGGUCCUGGAGACGUUGCGUGCCAAGUUCCAUACCGUCAAGCUCCCCAAGUCCUUCGUCGCCAUCGAUCUCUCCGAGAAAGAGGCUUUCGAGCGCAGAGGUAACGGAAACGGUAACGGAAACGGUAACGGAAACGGUAACGGAAACGGCAAUGGCAACGGCAAUGGCAACGACCAGAAGAAAGAGAAUGGCGAGCCUGAGGCCGUUGAAAGAGGCAGGAGUGAGGAGAGGAGGGCGGAGGGUCCAGCAGGCGCAAACGCUGAUGUUCCGCCUGUUUCUGAGCUGCCGCCACCGGUACUGGAUACUUAGAAGGUGUCUCAAGGGCAUAAUGGCAUCGAGGGUGGUGUUUGGACUUAUCAUGGGGCUGGAAGGCGUUCAAAGAUGGUUGCAUAGAGGGUAGUGCAUUCGUUAGAGUAUUGCUACAUCGCUUGUGGAAGCUGGGUUGUAUCAUACACGGUUCAUUACGCUACGUUAUGCCAAUGUACAAAUCUCAU
Molecule: messenger RNA, 4006 nt
Organism: Macroventuria anomochaeta
Lineage: Eukaryota; Fungi; Ascomycota; Dothideomycetes; Pleosporales; Didymellaceae
Exons: 2
Coding region: 33-3821 (1262 amino acids)
Biological process (GO): inositol phosphate biosynthetic process; inositol metabolic process
Cellular component (GO): cytosol
Molecular function (GO): inositol hexakisphosphate kinase activity; diphosphoinositol pentakisphosphate kinase activity; 5-diphosphoinositol pentakisphosphate 1-kinase activity
Source: RefSeq, a predicted model, not a curated record